Molecule: messenger RNA, 894 nt
Organism: Callorhinus ursinus (northern fur seal)
Lineage: Eukaryota; Metazoa; Chordata; Mammalia; Carnivora; Otariidae
Source: RefSeq, a predicted model, not a curated record
AUGAUUGAUUCUCGGUGCAUUUCAAUUGAAGACCUAAGUUACCCAGCACCUGGACCAGGGCCGGGCACGUCAGGGGUAGACGCGUUGGGAAGUCAAGAAACCUGUCUCAAGUUCCCCAAAUUGAGCGCCAACCACAGAAAAGCCAGCCCAUCCAGGUCUGUGGUCAGCAGGAGGACCCCCUCGGCAGCAGGCGAGCGCCAUCCCAGCGGCCCUGGUCUCCGCUACCCAGAGGCGGAUGAGCAUGCUCAGUUGACAGGACGCGGUGGCUGGGCGGGGGGAGAGCCUCGCACCGCCUGCUCGCACGCGGGCAAUCCGUUGCCUUGGCAACCGUCGCACCGCGUCUUCCUGAGGGAGCUCAGUCAGCCCGCGGAUCCCGUCGCCCGCUCCCCACUGCCCCCCGAUUUUCGCGUGGGCUUAGAGGCGGAGGGACAACAAAAAAUGGCGGAGCGGAGCCAGACGGUGCCUGAGGCAGGCAAUGAUAUGGGAAAUGAUGAUGCCAUCGGAGGGAAUGUGAGCAAAUAUAUGGUGUUUCCGUCUGGAUACUGUGGACAGUCCAAGAAAGGACAUCUUAUCUUUGAUGCUUGCUUUGAAAGUGGUAACCUUGGACGGGUAGACCAGGUUUCUGAAUUUGAGUAUGACUUAUUCAUUAGGCCGGAUACCUGUAAUCCACGCUUCCGAGUCUGGUUCAACUUUACUGUUGAAAAUGUGAAAGAAUCACAGAGAGUCAUUUUCAAUAUUGUUAACUUCAGUAAAACCAAGAGUCUUUAUAGAGAUGGAAUGGCUCCUAUGGUGAAAUCUACAAGCAGACCCAAAUGUUUUUGUUUCCAUAAGCACGUUUUCACACAGCAGCAAUCAAGUAUGUAUACCCAUUUAUAUUCUGUUCUUUUCAUUUAA